AAAUUUUAUUCCUUAAAUCAUAAUAUAUUUUAAAUUUUCUAUGGAUUUAACGUAUAAUAGUGUUCAAUUAUCGGCAUCUAUAGGACAUAUAGCUCUCCCGAUGGCGAUGACUGUCUGUGGUAAAAUUUUCAAACAAGUGACGACACCUUGAUCGGUACGUACUUACGCACCGUGGACGAUAAGCUAUUAAAAUAAUUUUAUUCAUGAUAAAUCCAUCGAUAGGAACCAUAGAACUACCAUACUCAUAGACGGAGCAUAUAGUAGUAGUCACUAGUCCCUCGGUGAGAGUUAGGCAAGGUUUAUAGAUAAUAGAGGUUGCCUCACAGUCGUGUAAACAAAACGAACCCCCCGCCAUGUGACGUCAUUGCCGUCCACCACUAUUGUACGAAUACAAUAUGCCUUACGACACUUGUUUAUUUUCAUUGAUCUUUCGAUUUUAGUACCUACUAAAAUGUUUCAUUACUGUACUUGUGGGGCUAGGUGCCUAAUGCAUGUUAUUUUGUAAUAUUUUCUUCAUUUUUUUAAUUUUCAUUACAGACUCGAUUUACAUGAGGUUUUUCGUAAAUUGUAGAUAAUUUUCAAAUUAUAACGUGGCUUACAUAGUUACAAACAACUAACUCUUCUGUCGAUCCCAGAAAACUUGAUUGUAAAAUAGAAAUACCACUGAACUCUAUACACGGAAGGCGCGUUGUAUCGGGGGUACGAAACUCCGUGAACUGGCCGAAUCGGGCGAUUGUGGCCUUGAACACGGUUCCAGGGGGGCGUGGCAUACGUGGAAUAGGGAAUGGUAAACAGGCUGACCCCGCGUAGCGUAUCCCGCCUAUGUUUCGGAAAACGUUUACGUAAACAUGUCUAGCAUGAUGUUGGUGCGCGGAAACGUUUCCAUGUUUUUCGGAGGUUCAGACUUCAGAUCAUAGGGAAACAAAACCCCAAUCAGCUGAUCGAGUUUCGCUUCUAUAUUGUUCUAUGGUUGUAUAUAAUUCAUGACGUGUUGAAAGUGUCCCUAUAUCGAGGGCUGCCAUUUUUAUUCCGCGAGUGUCCUUAUCAUAGACAUAAUAUUAUAUUAUGUCUAUGGUCCUUAUCGAUGAUUUUUCAUGGAUUGAAUUAAUUAUCAGCUCAUCUUCUUCCAAAUACCAGUGCAUCCACGGUUAAUAUCUUUUAACCGAAGGUUGGUAUCUUUACUUUUUAUGUAUUAUUCCAGAUAAUUUUUUUUGUAUAUUCCACGAGAUAAAUCAAAAUGUCGGUCUACUAAAGUGCGAGUGUGGGACGCUUCUUUUCCCAAUGUGUUUUCCAUAGUUCAGUGAGAAAUACACCCGUGGGCGCAAUUAGCUAUUUGGGUUCAAAGACCCAUCCAAUGUGGUUUUACAUAAUAAAUCGAGCGGUGUUUUUCUAUUUUAAUUGUCCGAGCGAGCGCACCGAGUGACUACGCCAGGUGUAUAUGUGCUUUUACAUUUUUUGUGUAACUCCGAGACCCACCCAAGGUAGUUUUACAUAACAAACCGAGAGGACGUUUACGAAUGUAAUUGUCCGAGUGACCGCAGACAGUAAGUGACUACGCAGCGUGUGUAUGAACAUUUUCAAUUAGGCAUAACUUGACAAUUUAGCCUGACCGCCAAAUUCUGACUUCGUCGUCGUUACGAGUGACUAUGAUGGCCGACCAUAAUUAUAAAAAUAUGCUGGACAGUUUUCGGACUAUCGACUUGCAAACAUUAUUGGGAGCUUUUGGUCGAAGUAUAGGAGGACGAAAAUCUGAAUUAAAAUAUCGGGCACUUGAAUUAUUAAGAACUAGAUCACCUGGCUUAAACCACGCGGAAUAUCUAUCAAAAAUACAUGAAAUAUAUCGUUCCAUGCCAAUAGUAAUGUCUAAUAAUAAUGCUAUUAUGAAUCACAGCUUAUUACAAACCCAACAGAGACAAAUGAUGGGACAGAUACAGGCCCCUCAACAAAGAAUGUACCAACCUGCCCCACAAUAUCCUCAACAGCCAAUGCAUAUGGCCCGAGGUGGGAUACCACAGGUUAUGUCCCAAAUUCAAAGAGGCAUUUAUCAUAAUACCUUUAGUGCAAAUACUAUGGCUAAUAAUAACAUUCAAUAUAUAUCGGGCAGUUAUCAGCCUUCUGGACCUCGUUCUAUUACGUCAUCUCAUUUGUCCUCAAGUCAGCAAAUGAAUGUGGCGCCACAAGGUCCAUUGGGAUAUAAUAUGCAAGGAAUGACAGUUGGAAAUAAUUCUUAUACUCCAUCUCCUGAAACUGUUGCCCAAAUCAAGUUCAAAAAGUUACCAUUUUAUGAGGUAAUUGACGUAGUUCUUAAGCCAACUUUUCUAGCUGGCACGGACAAAUUUUCAUUACAAAAGAUUCCUAAAGGUUUAAAAGAAUCGCUAUUCAAACUUUUUCUGCCCAUUGAGGCUAUCAAUGUUGUUGCCAUUAAUCGUGAUGUAUCUCCGGGGAAAGAAGAAUUUCCCUACCAGUUCCAGAUUAGAAUUUGUCAGUUAGCGGAACCUAUGAGUGAUGAGGUAACAGAUUGUAUGCCUCUUGGAAUAUACAUUCGUGUAAAUGGGAAAUCAUGUUCAUUACCACUUAUGGCUUCUAAUAAUCGGCCAGGAGCUGAAUCCAGACGAUAUCCAAGACCUAUAAAUUGCACUCAACAAAUCAAACUUUCGCCAAUCACUCCCAACAUCAUCAAUAUAAAUUGGACUGAUACAAAAAAUUAUGCUAUGGGUAUAUAUCUUGUAAAAAUAGUAAGUUCAGAAACGUUGAUACAAAGACUUAAAGAUAAAGGAGGUAGGAGUUCGGAAGAGACCAAAAACUAUAUAAUUGAAAAGUUAACAGAUGUCGACCCAGAUUUGGCCACUACAUCUUAUCGAUUUUCUUUGGUGUGUCCAUUGGGUAAAGUUAGAAUGGAGAUCCCUGCAAAAUCUAUCCAUUGUGAUCAUUUGCAAUGUUUUGAUGCGAGUGCAUUUAUUUUAAUGAAUGAGAAAAAGCCAACAUGGAUGUGCCCAACUUGUAACAAACCUUGUUUGUAUGAUGACAUACAAAUACAAGAUUAUUUUUUGGAAGUUGUUUCAAGUUCAACACUCGAUGAUUGCAGCAAGGAAAUUGAAUUUUUACCUGAUGGCACAUGGAUAGUAUAUGAAGAAAAUAAAGAGACAAAAACCACAAAUAGUACUUUUGAUGCAAAAUUAAAAACUAUCGAUUCUGUGAAUUUAGACAGCGACGAAGAAAAAUCUGUUGAUAAAAAAAUAGAACUUAACGCCGAUACUGUCAAACGACCAGAAAACGAAAACUUGAAGUUUGUUGACCUUACUUUAAGUGAUGAAGAAGAAGAACCACCAAACGAAAAAUAUAAACAAGAAAAUGAGGCAUCAGGCUGCUGAUGCUAUACAACCAGUUGCCGUUGUUGAUUUAAAACCACAAGCUCAAGUACAGCCACAACAAGCUGUUACCAGUUCUGAGCAAGGAGUAGUAAUUGAAAUAGACAGUCCAUCCUAUCCUUCAAGUCCUAUCCCCACAACUGAAACCUCCUAAUUUUUAUUAGUAUUGUAAUUAAAACAAUUUUGAGAAACAUUGAUUUUAUGAUGUAUAAGUUCUACUCGUAUAGUAUAGGGUAUGGUAGGGUAUCCUAUAAGAUACAAUUAAUUCUUAAAAUGUUAUAUUUAAUAAUUAUUAAAAUUAUAAUAUAAUAAUAUCCUUCAUUUCUUUUUAUAUUAUUUAAUUAUUUAUUAUUUUAACAUAAUUUUAAUUUAAUAUAGUGAAAACACAUGCUCUUUAAAAUACUUUUUAUGUCAGUGAUCUCAAACUUAAAUUAUCAACAGGCCUAUAUAUUAAUUAUAUGUCAAUGGUAUGAGGGAAAAACACAUUUUUACUUAUCUUAAUACUAAAUCCAAAAUCAACUAAAUAAAUGAAGACAACAUUUAUUUA
This is a messenger RNA of Acyrthosiphon pisum (pea aphid), 3915 nucleotides long. RefSeq names its product E3 SUMO-protein ligase PIAS2. The record is from RefSeq and is a predicted model, not a curated record. Gene Ontology annotation, cellular component: chromatin. Lineage: Eukaryota; Metazoa; Arthropoda; Insecta; Hemiptera; Aphididae. The coding region runs from base 1647 to 3371 and encodes 574 amino acids. The transcript has 3 exons. Gene Ontology annotation, biological process: protein sumoylation; regulation of transcription by RNA polymerase II. Gene Ontology annotation, molecular function: zinc ion binding; SUMO ligase activity; transcription coregulator activity.